AUGGUCGCCGCCGCCGCCGGCGUGGGCGUGCUCGGUUGGAACCACGCACCCGCGCUGCUGCCCUACGGGCCAGACGUCGUCGGCGCGGCGCUCGUCGUGGGUGGGCUGGGCGCGGCUGCAUCGGCACGGAGCCGGUUGGGAGGGUCGGGCGGCGGCGGCGGCGGCGGCGGCGCGCCCGAGGAGAGCGCUCUCGAGGUGACUGUGCCGCGGGACCUGGCUACUGGCGAGGGCACCGGCGUGGAGCUUGAGGUGGUGCCUCAGUACGCGGCGCAGAAUCUGGAGGAGGAGGUGGAGAAGGAGCUCCUCGCCGGCGCCUCGCCUCGGAGAGUGCGCCAGCGGCUGAGCCCCAAAGUGUGGGUCGUCGACUGGGACGUCCGGCCGGCGCCGGUGUCCUUCCUGCUAGCGACGGCGAGCCCGUACGACGAGGUGGUCGUGCGGAUCACGUCGCCGGGCGCGCGCGGACCAGUGAGCGACUACGGCCUCGCGGCCUCGCAGCUCGGCCGCCUCCGCUCCGCAGGGCUGCCAACCACGGCGUGCGUCGACCUGGUCGCUGCGAGCGGCGCACUCGGCUGCCGCCGCAGACCUGCGCAGCAGGGACGCGCCUGCCGAGACGCCGCCCCUCUCCCCUCAGGCGGGUACAUGAUGGCCUGCGUCGCCGACAAGCUCCUCGCCGCCCCGUUCGCGUACGUCGGCUCCAUCGGAGUCGUCGGCGGGAGCCCAAACGUGCUCGAGCGGGCGGGCGUCGAGGUCGUCCAGAGGACGUCGGGGCGCUUCAAGCGGUCGCUGCAGCAGUUCGAGCCAAACACGCCCGAGGGGCUGCAAAAGUACCAGGAGGAGAUCGACGCCAUCCACGCCGCCUUCAAGGCGACCCGCACUCGGAACCGGUCCGGCUCCAUGGACGUGUCCGGGACGUGUCCCUCCUCCUCCCCCGCAGACGCCGCGGUGCUGCUCGUGCGCGCAAAGCCGCCCAGGCGCACCGGCCUCGCGGCCCUUCUCUCCCGCGGCGUCGAGGGCGCAGCCUCCGCCGCAGCGGCGCUCGCCGAGCUGGCAGGCGCCGGCCGAGGGCUCGCGAGCCAGCUCUCCUCCCGCCUCCGCCCCAGCGCCUCGCUCGCCGGGCAAGGGCUCGCCUCGGGCGCGGCGAGCGGCGCCUCGCCGACAGAGGCACCGCCGAGCUGA
Emiliania huxleyi CCMP1516 is the source of this 1176-nucleotide messenger RNA. RefSeq lists its product as hypothetical. Gene Ontology annotation, molecular function: serine-type endopeptidase activity. The record is from RefSeq and is a predicted model, not a curated record. The transcript has 6 exons. The coding region runs from base 1 to 1176 and encodes 391 amino acids. Lineage: Eukaryota; Haptophyta; Isochrysidales; Noelaerhabdaceae. Gene Ontology annotation, biological process: proteolysis. Gene Ontology annotation, cellular component: plasma membrane.